Oryza brachyantha (malo sina) is the source of this 2230-nucleotide messenger RNA. Its product is annotated as heterogeneous nuclear ribonucleoprotein Q-like. The coding region runs from base 351 to 1862 and encodes 503 amino acids. The record is from RefSeq and is a predicted model, not a curated record. The transcript has 9 exons. Gene Ontology annotation, molecular function: mRNA binding. Lineage: Eukaryota; Viridiplantae; Streptophyta; Magnoliopsida; Poales; Poaceae. Gene Ontology annotation, cellular component: nucleus.
CAUGCUUGAUGAAAAGUGCAAUUUCCUCCCACUAUCGUUCUUUUCUCAGUCCUCUCUCUCCCGUACCGGCAGGGAGGCAGCGCCUCGCCACACCACAGCACCAAGGUGGCGGUCGGCCGGCCGGCCGGCCGGUGAGCUCCCCUCUCCGCGCCCUCCCUUGCGGUUGCGGCUGCCCCGGACGGGCUCCUCGCGGCUUGUUGGGAGUGGUAGUUUAAUAGCAGAUUCCUCCUGUCUCGUUUCCCGUCUCUCCUCCUCCCGGCUUCGCCCGCCGCCUGCGCCGAUCUCCCGCGAGCCAGGGGCCCUGUCGUCCUGCAUCCUCACCGUUGCCUUGGAACUUUGAGCUUUUCAAGAUGCCAAGGAGGACAGAAAAUGCUGCUUCUGCCAAUUCAGUUGAACCAACCAAACCAGAAGAAUGCUUGGAGUUUGAUGAGGAGGAGGAGGUAGAAGAGGAGGAAAUUGAAUAUGAAGAAAUUGAGGAGGAGGUAGAGGAAGAGGAGGGGGAGGAGGAGGAGGAGGAGGAGGAGGAUGAAGAUGAAGAUGUUGUGGAGGAAGUUGAGGAGGAAGAAGAGGAAUCUGAUGAAACUGAAGUUUCACGUGAAGUUGAUGCUAGACAUACCAGGGAAAGUAAAUUUAAAGGUGUUCACCAGAAGGAUGGUAUUGAAAAAGAAAAGUACGCUGAGCUUUUAGCUCUUCCUCCGCAUGGUUCUGAAGUAUAUUUUGGGGGCAUCUCCAGUGAUAUAUCUUCUGAAGAUCUGAAGAAAUUAUGUGAACCAGUUGGAGAAGUUGUUGAAGUGAGAAUGAUGAAAGGAAAGGACGAUAGCAGGGGAUAUGCUUUUGUUACUUUUAGAACUAAAGAUUUGGCAUUAGAGGCUGUCCGAGAAUUGAACAAUGCAAAACUGAAGGGAAAGCGUAUAAGGGUUUCUUCUUCCCAGGCUAAGAACAAGCUAUUCAUUGGGAAUGUACCCCACAGUUGGACACAGGAUGAUUUCAGAAAGGCUGUGGAGGAAGUUGGUCCAGGAGUAUUAAAAGCUGAUCUCAUGAAGGUCUCAAGUACAAAUCGCAAUCGGGGUUAUGGUUUUGUUGAAUACUACAACCAUGCAUGUGCAGAGUAUGCAAGGCAGAAGAUGUCUACCCCAACAUUCAAACUAGAUACAAACGCCCCUACUGUCAGCUGGGCAGAUCCUAAGAAUAAUGAUUCAGCCUCUACUUCUCAGGUGAAAUCUGUAUACGUCAAAAACCUGCCCAAGAAUGUUACUCAAGCACAGCUGAAAAAUCUGUUUGAGCGCCAUGGGGAAAUUACAAAAGUUGUUCUUCCUCCUUCAAGAGGAGGUCAUGAUAAUAGGUAUGGUUUUGUUCACUUUAAAGAUAGGUCCAUGGCCAUGAGGGCUCUGCAGAACACAGAGAGAUAUGAGCUUGCUGGUCAGGUCCUGGAUUGCUCACUUGCGAAACCUGCUGCUACUGAUAAGAAGGAUGAAAGAGUAUCACUGCCUAGUUCAAAUGGAGCUCCAUUGCUCCCUAGUUAUCCUCCACUUGGAUAUGGUAUCAUGUCGGUACCAAGUGCCUAUGGUGUUGCUCCUGCUAGUAUUACACAGCCCAUGCUGUAUGCUCCAAGAGCUCCUCCAGGUCCAGCAAUGGUUCCAAUGAUGUUACCGGAUGGCCGUCUCGUAUAUGUUGUACAACAGCCUGGUGGGCAGCUGCCGCUGUCUUCGCCUCCGCCACAGCAAGCUGGACGUCAUGGCGGCAGUGGAGGACGUCACGGCGGUGGCGGUGGCGGCUCCAGCGGUAGCAGGCCAGGUGCAAAGCGGCAGAGAGGAGAUGACACCAGCAGUAGCCGCAACAAAGGACGGCGCCGCCCGUACUGAUCUGAUCACCCUAGAUAGCUAGCACUUAGGUCUAGUGUCGUUGCAGAAAGUUACCAGCAAAUCUGGUAGAAAUAAUCUGUACUGUCUAUACUCGUCGAUUUGUUAGACUAAUGCGUCUUUAGAACAGACUUGGAAAUAAUAAUCUAUGCUGUCUGUACUCGUCGAUUUAUUAGAGUGCGUCUUUAGAACAGACUCAGACUGUACACAUUGCAGAUUGCUGAAGCUGGUGGUGCACACUGGGGCAAUAAGCCAGUAGCUGGCCUCUUAAGUAUUUGCUACUUGUGAUAAUUAAUCUGUUGUCUGUGACACGGGGAUCUGGUGUAGCAAUUUGUAAGGGAAAGCUACACAAUGAUGUACUGUUCCCACAU